Molecule: messenger RNA, 1632 nt
Organism: Cordyceps fumosorosea ARSEF 2679
Lineage: Eukaryota; Fungi; Ascomycota; Sordariomycetes; Hypocreales; Cordycipitaceae
Product: F-box domain, Skp2-like protein
Exons: 5
Coding region: 1-1632 (543 amino acids)
Molecular function (GO): protein binding
Source: RefSeq, a predicted model, not a curated record
AUGCCGCUGCUCACCGAGUUGCCCGCCGAGCUCCUGCACCACAUCUUCGUCGACGUGGACCCGAGGGAUCUCGGCCGCCUACCCCGCGUCUGCAACAAGUUCAAAAUCCACGUCCAGGGCAAUAGGAAGCUGUGGCAGGACGUAUACCUUAGACUUUUGGAUAAGCCCCAGAACGAUGACCAGCUUGACUGGGAGCAAGCCUUGCGUGAUGUUGUACGCCUCCAGCUGAUAUGUGCUCGCGAGACGACGGCAGGCAAGGAGCCGGAGCUGCCGUUUGUUCACCAAACCAUGACGCAGCUGCUGCGGCGCGCCUCUUCGCUCGGGCACACCAACGUCAACUCCAACACGCACAGCGCCUCGCGCAACGCCGAACUCCUGCGGAAGCUCGUGGAGCAGGAACCUUCGACGGCCGCUGCCUUUCUCGAGCGCUCCUUCUUGUUCGAACACGUACACUCCGUAUACCGUCAGGUCGUCACCAACCCCACCGAUGCCGCCGCCGGCGUCACAACUACCACCACCACCGUCGCCGACACGGAGACGCGUCAGCGCAGCGCCCACCUGCACUGCCUCUACGGCAAGGCCAUCCAGACAACCAGCGCCGAUGGCCUGGGCACGUACCCGUACGCCUGCUCGGCCGUCUACGACAUGCGCGGCCACACGGCGGCCACGCGCUGGGGGCCCUUCCGCCCCGACGGCUCCAUGCGCGUCGACUGGGAAAAGGUCGAGGCCGUCAUGGUCGUGCUCGGGUACAACGCGCGCUGCAAGCGUAUCACCGUCUCGCUCUUCAGCGACAUAUGGGCCACGCCCUUUUCGGGGUCCUGGGCAGGCAGUUUCCUGCCCGAUCCGCAUGCGUCGCCGUCAGCCUCUCCGCCGUCGGCGCUCAAACUCGCGGAUCCCUACGGUAUUACUGGCACUUGGUACCGGGUGGUGUGCUUUCUCGACUAUAACGACUUUUUCGGGUUCAACUUCCCCCCGGGCGACCAGAUGCCCGCCGGCCAGCCGCGUCCGGGAAUCAACGUCGGCGAGGCCACACGACUCAUCGUCUUGAAGCUACACGUUACCAAGAUUGAGGAUCCCGGCCCAGAAGACGGGCAGGAACUCCCGGUCGUGCAUUUUACCGGCCUCUCGAGGAUGCUGGAGGAGGACUUUGAUCCCAGCCCGUCUUCCAUACUAAAAGGUACUGUGCGGUUGACCAGGGAGGGCGAGGUCCGCUGGACUUCUUACUCCAUCUUCAACGGCGAGGAACGAUGGAAGAGCGAGGCGAUCCAGGUCGGCGGCGUGAGGUCGGCGCGCGGCGUCGUGGGCUUUUGGUUCGACAGCGACUACGACGCCCACGGGCCUGUGGGCCCAACAGCGCUCUGGAAGGUGAGCGACUCGCUGGAGCCGUACGCCACGGCCGCGGCGCUGCCGCCGGACCUCCUAGUGUACAGCGGCCUGCUGGGCUACGGCUCAGACUUUGAGGGCGAGAUGGACUACGAGGCGGGCGGUGAUGACGACGAUGAAGACGACGAGAUGGAUGAGGAGGAGGAGGGCAUUGACAAUGAAGCGCUUCAAGGCGAGCUGCCCGCACUGUUGCUCGAGGCGAAUAUGGACAUCGUUACGAUUGUGCCUCCUGGGGAGGGUGAGAAUUAA